GACAUAAAAUAAAUAUUCUCGCCGCUAUUGAUUACAGCGCCACCUGUUGCAUCAUAAUAAUUUUACUACAGACUGAUAAAUUAUGAUAGCGUGCGUUCUGAAGUAACUUGUACACUAAAUCUCGAUAACAUUUAAAAAAUGAAUUAAUACAAAAGAUGUGUCACCCACAUCAAAACUUAUAGUAAUUCAUUCAUUUAGCUAAAAAUAACUGUGUUUGUUCUAAAAUAACACAAAAAGAUAAAAUCACAUUACUUCGAGAUCACGAUGACUCAUCAACAUGCAAUAUCUCUGAACACACUCCCACUCCGGUAAAAGGGUGAGUGAACCGCCUCAUUGUUAUUUAUUGCAUUUGCCUCUAAUAAUACAUUAAUUAGCCGUUUUACGGACACAGCGAGUGCAAUAACAUAGGUCGCGACAGCCAUGCCGAUGUGAGUAAUUUAAAAGGUGUGGCACGACAAGGGGCGUAGUUUCUCAUCUAGUGACAUUAGUGGUGUGAAAAAAUAUUCUUCCUAACUCGUCGCAAGAUGACCGAGUACAAAUUGGUGGUGGUAGGCGCCGGAGGCGUCGGUAAAUCCGCAUUGACUAUACAGCUGAUACAGAAUCAUUUUGUGGACGAGUACGAUCCUACGAUCGAGGAUUCAUAUCGGAAACAAGUUGUUAUCGAUGGUGAGACGUGUUUGUUAGACAUCCUGGACACGGCGGGCCAGGAGGAGUACUCCGCGAUGCGGGACCAGUACAUGCGCACGGGGGAAGGCUUCCUGCUGGUGUUCGCAGUGAACAGUGCUAAAAGUUUCGAAGACAUUGGCUCGUACAGGGAGCAAAUAAAGCGGGUGAAGGACGCGGAGGAGGUGCCCAUGGUGCUGGUGGGGAACAAGUGCGACCUGCAGGCGUGGGCCGUGGACAUGGCGCAGGCGCGCGAGGUGGCGCGGAGUUAUGGAGUCCCUUUCGUGGAGACGUCAGCGAAAACCCGCAUGGGUGUCGACGAUGCGUUCUACACGCUCGUCCGAGAAAUCCGCAAAGACAAGGCGAGUCGAGUCAAAGAAAUAGGAGAGGACGAACCAUAGGCCCUGGCAGGAAGUUCAGGUGCACCUUCCUCUAAUUCGGUAUAUAAUUUAGUGGUAAUAUUUGUGGAUAUUAUCUGAUGGCGAGGUCCCCAAGUCAAUCUUAUUGUCGACAAACACCGCUUGUAAAGUUUUUACUCUGCCGCCUUUUUUGUGACACUGACACUUCCGAUGACGAGAAGUUAAUCGAUAAAUGACAAUCGAUUUUUAACUUCGAUACUUUUUUUACUACAUUGAAUAGUUUUUUGUUGACAAUAAUAUUGACUUCGUGCCGGUAGACUAGAAUGACUACACAGCUUACAAAUAUGGAAUCCGGAACCUAUCACACAAGUCUUAAGGUUCAGUUUCCAUGGUCAUACAUAGUGUAGCUAACUUUAGGAGACGCUGAAGGUAAUUUACUUUUAGCCUUAAUAGAAAUUAAUAUACGAAUAUUUAAUAUUUACAAUUUAAAUCGAUUCUUGACACUUAAUCCGAUUUAAUAAUCAAAGGUCCUAUGACUAUUCAGCCAUACAGUGCAAUACGAUAUGAAUGUAAUAUGAAAUCAAGACGAUUUAUAUCGAUAUUAUUAUUUAUCGAUACACUAUUGACUUCACAAAAUGUGAUGUUCGUUCCCUACCUACUUACAUUAAUUACACGCUUUUUACUUAUUUCUUACAAUAUACAAAGAAAAUAUUCUACAUAGCAUGUACCUACUUGUAUAAUAAUUAAUAUAAUUAGCUAAUCUCUGUGAGAAAUAUCCAUAAAUAUUAUAUGUAUAAUGUAGUAAUGAGGCAGUUAUGAAAUCUAAGGCAUUCUUCUGUGGCUGAGUAAAAAUAACUUUUUGUACAGUUAAAUAUUUCACAACUACUUUAUGCUUAUUUGUAUGAGAUACUUCAGGCUUGUAUGUAUGGAAUUUGAGUUAUUUUUUGGGAGGGUAAUUGAAGUUACAAUUAACUGUAUCAAUUAGAACACAUCUCAUUCAAGACAUCUGAUAUGUUAGUGGGGAACCUGACCUCUGAAAACUGAUGAAAGAUAGACAAAAGAUUCUAAUUAUUUAUUUUUAAGUAUUAAACCCAAAUUAGGUAAUUAAGAAUCAUUUUUGAGAAAGAAUGCGCUAAGUAUAAUCAAUAAGUUUCUAAUUAUGAGGGUAAUCUGUCCUUACCCUAUUUUCUACAUUUACCUAAUCUAUGUUACCUAAACCAGAAUAUUUUCCUACUUUACCCCUGACGUGUAAUUAAUACUCAACUUACAAGCACUGGCGUCAAGUUCUCAAGGUGCUAUUUGAAGCAUAGUAUACUUGUAGCAGAAGCCAUGUCUUAUGACUAGGAAAUUCUUGUAAGUUUGGAUUUACGCAUGUUUUAUUAUAAAAUACAGUUGUACUUAUAAGGUAAUGUUUUAAAUUACCCUGAUGCCUUUAAGGGUAAAAAGGAAAAACUGUUUCCAUGUUUUACCUAUUAAGGUAUUUUCUCAAAAUGGCACAUAUAUCAUGUUUACUUUAUGACCAUUUUUAAACCAACAAAAGGGUAAAUCUGGUAAUAAUGGUUGUGCAUUAUUCAAGUACAAUUUAAUAUUGGUUGUAACAUUCUGUUUCAAAUAGUGCACAAUUAUUGGGUAGACCAUAGGACAUACCACUGACUCAAUUACCCCAGGUAACCUGUUUUCAACUUGGUAAGGGUAAAAUAUUUUUCUGCAUAGCUCAACAAGACUUACC
Messenger RNA from Helicoverpa zea (corn earworm), 2751 nucleotides. It is a transcript of the gene Ras85D, whose product is annotated as GTPase HRas-like. The record is from RefSeq and is a predicted model, not a curated record. Gene Ontology annotation, biological process: Ras protein signal transduction; epidermal growth factor receptor signaling pathway. Gene Ontology annotation, cellular component: plasma membrane. Lineage: Eukaryota; Metazoa; Arthropoda; Insecta; Lepidoptera; Noctuidae. Gene Ontology annotation, molecular function: GTP binding; GDP binding; GTPase activity.